Molecule: messenger RNA, 987 nt
Organism: Colletotrichum abscissum
Lineage: Eukaryota; Fungi; Ascomycota; Sordariomycetes; Glomerellales; Glomerellaceae
Exons: 1
Coding region: 1-987 (328 amino acids)
Source: RefSeq, a predicted model, not a curated record
AUGCCUUCAACAUUAUUUCCGUCUAUCUCGAAGGAGUUUCCGAGUCCCACAACCACCCCCGGAGAGGCGUUCCCGAUGAUGAAGUUACCAGUGGAGAUCCGAUUAAUGAUUUGGGAGUACGCUCUCCCAGAAGCGCGCGUGUACGAAGUCAUGGACUCGCCGAAUGCAAGCCAAAAAACGCCUGCGGCAGCCGGGCUCAUGUUCGCCAAUGUUCGAGAUGAACCGCCACCAGCGCUUGGCGCGGUAUGCCAUGAGACGAGGGUAUUUGUACUACAACGCUACAGACCUCUCGCUCUCUCGGCAACGACGAAAUACGUCGACCUAUCGCGCGAUAUCCUUUUGCUCGAGCCGUACUUGCUGGUCAAGCGGUUACUCCGGACAUUGCAGUUCUUCAGCCAGAUCCCUCUUGUGCGAGACAACCUCAGUCGGCUUGCGUUUGGAACGUCAUACGGACUUUACACUGGCAUCUGCCACCCGGUGCUCAGUUGGAAAGUCUCCAAGUCCAAUAUAACGACGCUGCUUGCCCGUCUGGCAAAGUUCCCCAGAUUAAGGAAGCUCGUAUUUGUCGUCCACCAGGAGUUCCAGUUCGACUUUGACAUUCGACCUCCGUAUGCCACAUCUCAUAUGAACUACCCAGAUCCGCAACGCCCACAACUGGUGCACCAAGGAUACCGCUUCAAGUUCGAUAUUGAGUCACAGCUCAACUAUACACAGCCGCGACACCCGCACUCUAAUCAAUUUCUCUAUUACCCGCUGGACGUCGACGACGACAAGGACGACUGUUUCGACAAGGAUGACUUGGAAAACGAAGGCGACCUGUUUGAGUCGUGGCCCACGAAUGACGACUGGCGGCGAUUCAGGCGGAGGUUCCAAAGAUCUAUCCAUCUUGUCGGAAAGGGCUCGCCGGGAUGCCAGCGGCCAAAAGUCAUGCCCAAGCUUGAGGGCGCGAGUCUAUUGUGGAAGUACAGCAAGGCACAGCAUUAUUGA